This is a messenger RNA of Panicum hallii, 1158 nucleotides long. RefSeq names its product high mobility group B protein 7-like. The record is from RefSeq and is a predicted model, not a curated record. NCBI's taxonomy places the organism in Eukaryota, Viridiplantae, Streptophyta, Magnoliopsida, Poales, Poaceae. The transcript is spliced from 7 exons. The coding region runs from base 139 to 795 and encodes 218 amino acids.
CGCCUCCGCCUCCUCUAUUAAUCUCCCUCCGGAUCCGAUCGAAUCGCAUCCCCCCUUCCUUCACGGCCAGACCUCUCCUCUCUCUCGAUCUCCAAUCUCCAACCUCCAACCAAGCAGCAGCAGCGGCAGAUCCCAUCCAUGGCGGGGGGCAAGUCCACCGGCAACGCCGCGCGCACCAGGAAGCGCGUCGAGGCCACCGUCCUCAAGCGCUCCAGGGACGGCAGCGCAUUCACCAGAUGCGAGGCCUGCAACAAGGACGUCCCCAUCGUCCUCAUCGACAUGCACAGCUGCAGCCUCGACGCCAAGAUCAGGAUGACGCUUGAGGCGCAGGUGGUCGAGAAGACCGUCGAGGUCACCAAGCCUGAGCGCAAGAAGCCCUCCAAGACCGCCGCCGCCGCCAGCAAGGACCCCAAGCGCAAGCGCACGCCCACCGCCUUCUUCCUCUUCAUGGACGACUUCAGGAAGGAGUUCAAGGCCGCCAAUCCUGACAACAAGAAUGUCGCCACCGUUGCCAAGGAAGGAGGGGAGAAGUGGAAGUCCAUGACCGACCAAGAGAAGAAGCCCUACAUUGACAAGGCUGCCGAGCUCAAGGCUCUUGCUGAGAAUGGCGAGGGCAGUGGUGAGAACAAUGUCGCUGCUGCUGCCGAGAAAGCCAAGGCAGAUGACACGGAGGGGGGCCAGGAGGUGGAUCAGCCGGUGAAGAGGCGCCGCCGCAAGGUCGAUGAUGAUGAGGAUGGCGAGGCGGGUGGGCAGGGAGAUGAGGCUGAGAAGAACGAGCUGGAUGAUGACAUGUAGAUGGAAGAGCGACCUGCUCUUUUCUGUAAAUGGCAGGCAGAUGUGCUAGAUCGUGGCUUGUUUGAUUCGAGAGGGACGGGAGCUGGAUUGUAGUCGUAGCAUGCCACCACCGCUAUUCACUAGUGAUGAGGAUGGCAUUUUCGUUUGGGUAGCUUGCAGUCAGUGCUGGCUAAUGUUGGCACAUGAAUGAAUUAUGAUGUGCUCUAUCUAGUUCCCAUCCCAUCCCAUCCCAUUCACGGCUUGGCUGAGAUUGUAUCCCUCCCUGAGCAGUGGUUGUGGUAGAUUGCAGGUGAUGGUGCAUGCUGCUUUGGUUAUGGAUACUGAUAAAUUCAAAAUAUUCGGCACCACUCUUCCAUGUAGUUA